Molecule: messenger RNA, 624 nt
Organism: Vicia villosa (hairy vetch)
Lineage: Eukaryota; Viridiplantae; Streptophyta; Magnoliopsida; Fabales; Fabaceae
Exons: 1
Coding region: 184-453 (89 amino acids)
Source: RefSeq, a predicted model, not a curated record
GGAUCAUUGAAAAUAAAGGGAACUUUUAAUUUUCAAGAACAUAGACGAGAACAAGAUACCCACUCCACUUUACAUCUCCUUAUCUCCAUAGCGUAAGAAAAUACUGAUAUCAAAAAUCGAAUCAGAUAAAACAGCGAAGCCCUAUUCCUUCCGACUCGAUCCCAAAAUCAAUAAACAGAUGUGAUGUCAAAGGAAGAAGAAGACAAAUGCGAGAGACUACAGCGAGCGUUACUGGAGUGCCACCGCCGUGCACCGUCCGGCCCGGGUCAAAAAUUCGCCUGUCGUCAUCUUAACAACGCCUUCGCUGUCUGUGUUGUUUCUCUUGCGUGCCCUGAAGAAUCCGAGGCGGUGCGCAACCUCUGCUCCAGCGCUGGUACUGCUCUUAAGCGGCGGCAAUGUCAACAGGCUCAGAUUUCUCUCUCGCUUUGCCUUGAUUCUCAUUCGAAUCCCUAACCCUAAUUGGAGCCCCAAAUUGUUGUGAAUUACUAAAAGCCCCUUGUUUGUUUGGUUAAGAGUUUAUUUGUAAUUAUAGGUUUGUAAUAGGGUUUGUGAUUUUUUUUUUGUUUGUAAUUGUUACGGUGAAUGAAUACAGAAUGAUAAAAUAAUAUAAUUAUUAUUUUAUAA